GCCAGAAGGUCACGCAGCCGCCCGCCAUUCGUAUAUCGUCGUCCUCAUUUUCUGUGUUCCGGCGGAAGGCGAAUUCUUUUGGUGCUCAGUGUUUCAGUAGGUUAUUGAACGGAAAGGAGAACCGAUAAUGGCUACAGGGGAUAAAGAAAACGACCUUUUGAGCGGCUUGCAGCCUCCUUUUGAACAUUUUUCCACCCAGGCUGUUCAUGCGGGGCAGGAACCCGAACAGUGGAAGUCAAUGGCAGUAGUGCCUCCAAUUUCCAUGUCAACCACGUUUAAGCAGGUUGGCCCUGGGAAAUUUGCAGGCUUUGAAUAUAGCCGCACUGGAAAUCCGACACGGAACUGCUUGGAGAAAGCUGUUGCAGCACUUGAUGGAGCCAAGUACUGCUUGGCAUUUGCAUCUGGUCUGGCAACUGCGAUGACAAUUACGCACUUACUGAAGUCUGGUGAUAGCAUUAUUUGCAUGAAUGAUGUAUACGGAGGAACUAACAGGUACUUCAGCAAAAUUGUUUCAGAAAUGGGUUUGGAAACAUCUCUCGUUGACUGCACAUCAUUGAAGUGCCUGAAGGAAGCAAUUAAACCAAACACCAAGCUUGUCUGGAUUGAGACUCCUACUAACCCAAUGAUGCGUGUUGUUGACAUCAAAGCUUGUGCUGAAGUUGUACAUGAGCAUGCAGACAUCAUUAUGGUGGUGGACAACACCUUCAUGUCUGCCUAUUUCCAGCGUCCUUUGGCCUUUGGUGCUGACAUCUGUAUGUAUUCUGCAACAAAGUAUAUGAAUGGUCAUUCUGAUGUAGUCAUGGGCUUGGCUUCCAUGAACCGUGAAGAUAUUUAUCAAAAAUUGAAGUUCUUGCAGAACGCUAUCGGUGCUGUUCCAUCUCCAUUUGACUGUUUUUUGUGCAACCGUGGCUUAAAGACAUUAUCCCUUCGAAUGAGGCAACACUUCAAGAAUGCACUGGCUGUAGCCCAAUUUUUGGAAGCAGAUCCUCGAGUGGAGAAGGUCUUUUUCCCAGGUCUCCCUUCCCAUCCGCAAUACAAGGUGACAAAACAGCAGUGCACUGGAACUUCAGGCAUGAUUGCUUUCUUAAUUAAAGGAAACCUGGAAAAUGCCAAGAUAUUCCUUGAAAAUCUAAAACUGUUUUGUCUUGCCGAGAGUUUGGGAGGAUAUGAAAGCCUAGCUGAUCAUCCAGCAAUCAUGACGCACGCAUCCAUCCCAAAGGAGGAGCGCAAGGCAUUGGGGAUCAGUGAUACUCUAAUCAGAUUAUCUGUUGGUUUGGAAGAUGUAACAGAUAUCAUUGAAGAUCUCGAUAAAGCUUUAAAAGCUGCACAUCCAGAUGUGGAAACACCUGCCAAAUAAAUUAAGCUGGGAGUGUCCUUUGGAAGAAACAUCAAGAGAUUAGAAAAAUUUUGAAUCAAUUUAAAUGCAGCCUCUCAAGAUGUUUUGAUCUGAUUGUAUACAGUGAAUAAUAAGUGUACAUUUUUGAAAUUGUGACUUUGAAAAAAUUAAUUGGGACACUUUGGGACAAGUACAUUUUGGCCCAGAAGUGGCUGCCUCAGUAAGAUUAAGGUUCAUUAAAAUAGUUUAAAAUAUAUAUUAAAAAAAAGACAAAUUGAGUAACAAAUUAUGUGUUUAAGUGAAAUGCAGAAGAAAUUAGAACACUGUCAAUACUAUUACAGUACUAUAAAACUCUAUUAGUUCUUAAUAGUUAAUGGCAGGAACUCAAGUGAAUGCUGCCAUGUUUAGUUAGUCCUGACGAAGGGUCUCGGCCUGAAACGUCGACUGCACCUCUUCCUAGAGAUGCUGCCUGGCCUGCUGCGUUCACCAGCAACCUUUAUGUGUGUUGCUGCCAUGUUUUCUUUGAUUGACUGCAAAUGAGCAAAAUCAGUGCAGAUAAUGGACUGCCUUCAUACAAUACUUUUGCCAAUUGCAUCCUCCAAAUCUUGGUUUUUAAUGAAACAUUCAAAAUAAUUGCCUAUACCUUCAAAUUCUUUGUAGUUUCUAACUUGUAGUGAAAUCAUUUAGUUUUCACUGCUGGCAGUUUCUGGCAUCUCCAAGCCAUAAAUGCUUGAAACUGCAGUGCGCAAACAUUUCUGAAUUCUUAAUGCUUAUUUCUCACCAACUGUCAGUGACAAUGAUCACUGCUUUUUGAACACAAACACAUGCAACUGAUGCUCCUUAAGAAGUGUUCGCUGCUGAGCACAGUGUAGUGUUCUACGGCAGCACAAAGUGCAUACGAUGGUUGGUAAUCAGAAAUGUUCGGCGAAGUGCCCCCAAAUAAAUGAGGGGAAUCCCGACAAUUUUCUCAAUUAGUUUUUGUUCUUUAAGAGUUGUCUCAGAUAAGCAGCUGCUCCGAUUAACUGGAAUCCACGGUAUUAAUUUACAAUAAAAUUGUGGGGAAAAGAUUUAAAACUAUUAACAGUGUACGAGGUCUCUUCUUUGUAUGUUAAAUUUAAAAUAGCUUCUUUGUUAUGUUAAUCUUUUAAAUUGCUGCGUAUGUGGAUUAUAAUGGUUUCUAUGUUAUGUUAAAUGCUGAGAAAGUCUCCAGCUAGACAUUUGCUUGGGUGAAUACAGACAGCAGGGAGCUAUUAGCCAAUGGGUAUUCAUGUUAUUGUUCUUCGGAUGAUAAUGCUAUCUCAUAUGACUGGGAACGGGGGUUUUUGGCGGGGAGUCGGAGGAGAGACGGGGAGGAUGGUGGACGUGGGAAAAGGCUCCGGUUGAUCACUCCGGGCGGUCCCAAGCCACGAGUCGACGGGGUCCAGGCGGUCCCGAGCCGCGAGUCGACGGGGUCCGGGUGGUCGUCGGGAAUUUCUGAGCUCCAACUUGUGCACGAAGAACUUGAACCUUGAUAAGUCUGGCGCUUUUUUUCUCCAUUACUUCCUUUUCUGUAUCGAACGUAUUAAUUUCAUAGACUUAGUAAUAUCUAUAAAGUGUACCUGGUAAAAGGUACUGUGGGUGCUGGCUGAUGAUUGUUGAUUGGGAUUGAUUUGGGUGGCUGUGGUACAGCAACUGACCCAGCGGGAAGUGUCCAGGCCGGUGCCAGGCGGGAUUUCCCCUAGACAUAUAUGAGCCAAUAUAGCGGAGCGUUACAACUUAAUGAAGACAAAUAGAUAGUAAUUACUGUUAAUCUUUUGCCAGCAACUUAGAAUAAAUUAUAAGAAUGAUUGCAAAUUAAUUUAAUUCCAUGUAUGACCGGUGUAGCUGUAUGGCACCUUUUUUAAAAAAAAAAGUUGCCAGAGGAUCAUAGUUUUACAGUAUGUCACACUUUUUACCAAAUUUAGAAAACAAUGUUCCCUGUAAAGGGAGACUUGUUGAAUUGUUAAUAGAUCCAUGUGCUGUAGACAGUGUUGGCCAGGUUUUUGCCUAGAGCUGAGAGAUUGUUUCUCAAAUGAUACUAUUUUUACUGGCCUUAACCAGAUCCUCUGGCAAUAUUUAAGAACUUGUAUUGCCUUGGGCUAUACCAGUUCACAAUACACUUCACUUGUUGAUAUCCAGUCAUCCGGAUCCUACAUGAUGUCACCACUCUUCAUGAAGCUCUACCGAGCUAAUGACAGUUUUGUCUCAGUUGUGAUCUCAUUUUAGCAACACUCAGCAGCUCUAGCUGGUGCGUACGCUAGGAGCCAUGUAACUUUGUCUCAACAUGGUAGCUGCUUUAAAAUGAAGGAGCCAUGGAAGCACUCAGGGUACCUUGCAUGGAUGAUGAGAAAGUUCAUCGUGUGGUUGACUACAACUGGAAUGUUGAGGAACAGGAAGACCUCAUCAUUCAAAAAGAACUGUAGGAUCUGAAAGGUAGUUUGAAGUGAUACAUAACCAAAAGUGUUGAAUCUUUGGCAAUUGUCUUAAAUUUCUGAGAGGGCUGAAAUUUAUUGAGACGGGAGAUGUGUAGUUCUUGAAUAUCAUACCCACAUUCAGUAAUGAGCCCUUCUAUAUUCCCAGACUAGCAAUGUUACAAGAUAGUGGCUGUUUGCGGAGCAAACAAUGUUAUCUAAACUUUCUUGGUUUACGUGUAGCCAAAUGGAAAAUCUUUUUGAAAGCAUCACCGAGUUCCAUCUGAUACUACUGCAAUAUGGUAUUACCUGAGAAUAGCUGUCACUAGUGAUAAAAUUCUAUCACCCACACUCACGUAUCACAUACUGGACUGUGACUUUCUAGAAUGAUCCAAAACAGUCAGAAAAUAGUUGUAUCAUGUUUCAUUCUAUGAAAGUUUGAUUUUCAUUUGUGAAAUGUUUGAAAAAAAUCAACAAUGUGUCCUCAGACUGUACAAUUUUAUUCAAAUUAAAAUAUAUUAAUUUCUUUA
Mobula hypostoma (lesser devil ray) is the source of this 4295-nucleotide messenger RNA. Its product is annotated as cystathionine gamma-lyase-like. The transcript is spliced from 12 exons. NCBI's taxonomy places the organism in Eukaryota, Metazoa, Chordata, Chondrichthyes, Myliobatiformes, Myliobatidae. Gene Ontology annotation, cellular component: cytoplasm. The coding region runs from base 128 to 1357 and encodes 409 amino acids. Gene Ontology annotation, molecular function: carbon-sulfur lyase activity; pyridoxal phosphate binding. Gene Ontology annotation, biological process: transsulfuration. The record is from RefSeq and is a predicted model, not a curated record.